Messenger RNA from Exophiala spinifera, 819 nucleotides. RefSeq lists its product as uncharacterized. The coding region runs from base 1 to 819 and encodes 272 amino acids. The record is from RefSeq and is a predicted model, not a curated record. The transcript has 2 exons. NCBI's taxonomy places the organism in Eukaryota, Fungi, Ascomycota, Eurotiomycetes, Chaetothyriales, Herpotrichiellaceae.
AUGGGGGACCUACAGUUUGCCAAACAGUUCCUCACGUCCAUAGACAGCAAGCCUACAAAGUACCAAGCGGACCAUGUCUUCGAUCCUCGAACUUAUCAAAUGAGAGUACCUUACACCUUGCCCAAACUCUCCAACCCACCGCACCCUCUCCCGCCCAAGACGAAACCUGCGCCGCCGCCCGCACCUGGCUCCGAGUCCGCAAAACCGACUGUCUCGGUGACGCUGAAAUCGGCGCGGAACCCCAACAUGACACUCACGCUGCCAACGAUAGAUCCGAGCACGACCACGAUCCACAGCCUGAAGGAACAGGUCCAAGCGCACCUGGGCGGGCCCGGGGUCGUGCAACUGGACAAGAUCAAGUUGUUACAGAACAAGAAGCCGAUCCCGCCCUCCAAAAAGACGUUGACGGAUGCCGUGGACGACAAGGAUCUCAAAGGCCACGCGGUGGAGUUGGGCGUAAUGGUUAUGGGUGGUGCUCCCGAUCCAAAACCUCAGGAGGACACGGCGCCUUUGGCGGCGGCGGCGGCGGCGGCGGCUACAACGACGACCACAGGCACGUCUGGGAGCGAGAAGUCUACGGGCACGCCCAUGGAAGGUGUGGACGCGACGGCACAGGCGAAGGCAACCCAGAGCACAGAACCAGAAGUGUCUGAGCCCGUGCAGCCUGGCGAGCCCAGUGGCGAGAGCGUGUUGCAGACCAGUGGGUUCUGGGAUGAUCUACAAGGGUUCUUGGAACAGAGGAUACGCAAUCAGAGCGACGCGGUGAGGUUAAGGGGUCUGUUUGAGAGUGCGUGGAGGAGUCAUAGUUCAGGACCAUGA